This is a messenger RNA of Exophiala mesophila, 720 nucleotides long. RefSeq lists its product as uncharacterized. The record is from RefSeq and is a predicted model, not a curated record. The transcript has 3 exons. NCBI's taxonomy places the organism in Eukaryota, Fungi, Ascomycota, Eurotiomycetes, Chaetothyriales, Herpotrichiellaceae. Bases 1 to 720 code for a protein of 239 amino acids.
AUGAGUGCCACCACGCAAACCACGGAAGCUAGAGGGCCUGGCUUGUUAUAUGUUAAUUCGAAAAUCACGGACCCCGAUAAAUUCUCUGCAUCGGUGUUUAGACAAUGGUACGAGAAAGUGCACAUCCCUGAUAUUUUCAAGACGUCAGGUAUAAAGUCAGCAUACCGGUAUUUCACGACCAGUAAUAGCAGCACGCCGGUUGAUCGACCAUACCUAGCAUUAUAUCCCCUAAAGGAAGUCGGAUUUCUGCAGACAGAUGAAUUCAAGGCGAUCCCUGUUCACAGUGACCUAGUACCGACCCCGACGAAAUGUAUUUUUGACGUUGCGGACUUCGACACCAGGUACUACGCCAAUGUGGAUAAAGUAGAAAUUGGAAACGACGCCAAUAGUAAUGAUGAUCCUCAACCAUACCUCACAACUGUUCAAUUCGAUGCCCCCGUCGAGCUACGCGACGCAGAUUCUAAGGAGGUCAGUUCAUGGUAUCUCGACAACAACAAGCAAGGCGCCAGGCGGGUGCGAGUGUACCGACUUUAUUUCGGGCGGCAGAAUCGUAAUGCACAGGAACAUAACAACAUAGCGACACCGCCCGCAUUCUUGGCUGUGCAUGAAUUUCCAUCAGAGGAUGCGGCAAAUGCGUUUGUGGGGAACGUCAACGUCAAGCAGACGAGGUCUGGAUUCAAACUUCUCAAAGCUUUUGGCAAUACCAAGCACAAUUUCUGA